Molecule: messenger RNA, 1257 nt
Organism: Penicillium malachiteum
Lineage: Eukaryota; Fungi; Ascomycota; Eurotiomycetes; Eurotiales; Aspergillaceae
Gene: pgkA
Product: phosphoglycerate kinase pgkA
Exons: 3
Coding region: 1-1257 (418 amino acids)
Biological process (GO): glycolytic process; gluconeogenesis
Cellular component (GO): cytosol
Molecular function (GO): ATP binding; ADP binding; phosphoglycerate kinase activity
Source: RefSeq, a predicted model, not a curated record
AUGUCUCUCUCCAACAAGCUUAGCAUCACCGAGGUCGACCUUAAGGACAAGCGUGUCUUGAUCCGAGUCGACUUCAACGUCCCUCUCGAUGAGAACAAGAAUGUCACCAACCCUCAGCGCAUUGCCGGUGCCCUUCCCACCAUCAAGUACGCCAUCGAGAACGGUGCUAAGGCUGUUGUCCUGAUGUCCCACCUGGGUCGUCCUGACGGCAAGGUCAACCCCAAGUACAGCCUGAAGCCUGUUGUCCCCGUCCUGGAGAAGCUGCUCGGCAAGAGCGUUAUCUUCACCGAGGACUGUGUCGGUCCCCAGGUUGAGGAGACUGUCAACAAGGCCUCCGGUGGCCAGAUUGUUCUGUUGGAGAACCUGCGUUUCCACGCCGAGGAGGAGGGCAGCUCCAAGGAUGCCGAGGGCAAGAAGGUUAAGGCUGAGAAGGAGAAGGUUGCUGAGUUCCGUAAGGGUCUCACUGCCCUUGGUGAUGUCUACACGAUGCCUUCGGCACUGCCCACCGUGCCCACAGCUCCAUGGUCGGUGUCGAGCUCCCCCCAGAAGGCCGCCGGUUUCCUCGUCAAGAAGGAGCUGGAGUACUUCGCCAAGGCCCUCGAGAGCCCUGCCCGUCCAUUCCUCGCCAUUCUGGGUGGUGCUAAGGUCUCCGACAAGAUCCAGCUGAUCGACAACCUUCUGCCCAAGGUGAACAGCCUGAUCAUCACCGGUGCCAUGGCCUUCACCUUCAAGAAGACCCUUGAGAACGUGAAGAUCGGUAACUCUCUCUUCGACGAAGCCGGCAGCAAGAUAGUCGGUGACAUCGUCGAGAAGGCCAAGAAGUACAAUGUCGAGAUUGUCUUGCCCGUUGACUACGUCACUGCUGACAAGUUCUCCGCUGAUGCUACCAUCGGCGCUGCUACCGAUGCCACUGGUAUCCCCGAUGGCUACAUGGGUCUGGAUGUUGGUCCUGAGUCUGUUAAGCUUUACCAGAAGACUAUUGCUGAGGCCAAGACCAUUCUCUGGAACGGUCCUCCUGGUGUCUUCGAGCUGAAGCCUUUCGCUAACGCUACCGAGAAGACUCUCGAUGCGGCUGUCAAGGCUGCUACCUCUGGUGCUAUUGUCAUCAUUGGUGGUGGUGACACUGCUACUGUUGCUGCUAAGUACGGUGUUGAGGACAAACUCUCUCACGUCUCCACUGGUGGUGGUGCUUCUCUUGAGCUGCUGGAGGGCAAGGAGCUGCCUGGUGUUGCUGCUAUCUCUAGUAAGUCUUCUUAA